Linum trigynum is the source of this 462-nucleotide messenger RNA. The record is from the annotation of a GenBank genome assembly. NCBI's taxonomy places the organism in Eukaryota, Viridiplantae, Streptophyta, Magnoliopsida, Malpighiales, Linaceae.
AUGUAUGUCCUCUCACUCUACUUCAUUUUCUUGAUCAACGUUCUUCCUCAGAUUAUUGCUCAAGCGACUCCCAAUACAGCAAAACCGAUUUGGAUACUUACAUUGUUCAUAAGAGGCACCUCAAUUAUUUAUCAAGAUGAUCAACUUGGUGACCUCUUUGCCCUUGGAGCUGGCCAUGUGAACCCAUUGAAGGCAGAUGAGCCUGGUCUGAUCUAUGACAUCCACUCUGCAGAUUAUAUUGGGCAAAUUCAACCUAUUAUUCAAAGAUCACUCCUCCGGGGGGUCCAUGUAGCCAUGAAGCCUCCCAAGUUACACUUCACAAAGGUGGGCCAGAAUGUGAAAUACGCUUCGACAUUUAUUCGUACCAACAAACCCAUAUUACACCACCAGUUUGCUCAAGGAUAUAUGUUAUGGGUUUCUCCUAAUCACAACAUCACAAGUCCCAUUGUGCAGUUCGACUGA